Molecule: messenger RNA, 816 nt
Organism: Penicillium salamii
Lineage: Eukaryota; Fungi; Ascomycota; Eurotiomycetes; Eurotiales; Aspergillaceae
Source: the annotation of a GenBank genome assembly
AUGGGGAAUCCUGAGUUUCUGGCUACAUCUGAUGCAUCACCGCCGCCAUAUACAGAAAGCGACCCACACGCGCAGGUCCCAGGGUAUGAAACAGCUGGACCUAGCGCGGUCGCUGCCACCAUCAAAUUUCCCCCAGCUCUGAACGGCUACUACCAAUGGAAGUUCACCACGACAUUUCACCUGGGGCCGACCGCAGAGCAAAAGCUCUUCGCGGUCUCAACACACACCCCCGUCUUCCACAAUAAACCAUCUGUGGUCCUGCACGAUGGGCCAACUAACCAGCACCCGGUGAUGGCAACAGCCCUGGCUGAUAGGUGGGGAAGAACCAGGCCGAUUGAACUUACUCUACCCCCGCGCCUAGAUGCUUCCUACGCGACGGAAAUUGUGGAAUCGCUCGUUCCCAGCUCGUCAAAACUUUCAACACCAACCUGGACAUUCGAAGCAUCUGUCGGUCCGAAAGGAACCAUGCGGGAAAAGUUCCAGUGGCGCUCUAGCCAUGGCGCUGAAAUCAAAAACCUGGCCGGUCACUCAUGCGGUUGGAAGCUGGUGCGUCUGGCGGAAUCAACAAGUGUAGGGGGGAGUAGGAAAGAGCGUGAUGUCGGAUCUACAAGUGAUGGCCUCGAGGUCGUGGCUAUCAUCGCGCACAAUGCCUCAUGGAGCAUGACGAAGGGUCUCCGAUUCGCGUUUUUGGGCAGCGGGCUGACGGGGACCAUGGGGGAGACGUGGGAGAUACUCGUGCUCACUUCGGCUCUUCAGCUGUGGUACAUAGAUGUGCAAAACAAUACCGCUGCCGCGUCUGCAGCUGCGGCGGCUUGA